Molecule: messenger RNA, 1914 nt
Organism: Spinacia oleracea (spinach)
Lineage: Eukaryota; Viridiplantae; Streptophyta; Magnoliopsida; Caryophyllales; Amaranthaceae
Exons: 6
Coding region: 1-1914 (637 amino acids)
Source: RefSeq, a predicted model, not a curated record
AUGGAUAUUGAUGUGUAUUUGCAACCACUAAUCCAUGAGUUAAAAUUAUUGUUGGUAGGUGUAGAUGCCUUUGAUGCUCAUAGUGGAAAACGUUUUAAAAUGCGAGCAGCCUUACACUCCAAUGAAAAUGACUUUCCAACAUAUGCUAUGUUGUCGGGCUGGAGUACGAGAGGUUAUAAAGCUUGCCCUAUUUGUGCUGAUUCUGGUUGUGCGUAUAGUUUUGGUGGUAAAAUUGUCUAUCAUGGAGCUCGAAAAUGGUUACCAAUUGAUCAUCCUUAUCGUUCUCAAACGAGCUUAUUUGAUGGGGAAGAGGAAUAUGGUCUUGCUCCGGUUCCCGUAAGCGGGACAGAAGUUUUGAAGCAACAAGAAAAAGUUAAGGAUAAUGUCGUGCUGUGGAAAAAGAAAAGUAAACUUUUCGAAUUAGAAUAUUGGGAACAUAAUCCUCUUAGACAUAAUUUAGAUGUUAUGCACAUUGAGAAGAAUGUGUGUGACAAUUUCUUAGGAUCUCUUUUAGGUAUGGAGAAGAGUAGAGAUGAUAAGAAUGCUAGAUUAGCCCUUAAAGCACGGAACAUAAAAUCUCAUUUUUGGCCUGAAUCUCAUCCAAAUCAUGUGAAGGACUAUUUGCCUCCGGCUGCAUACACCAUGUCUAAAGAAGAGAAAGAACGAUUUUUGAAUGUCCUACAAAAUCUAAAGGUUCCUGAUAAAUAUGGAUCUAAUUUGCAAAGAAGUGAAUUAGAUUCUAUUCAGUCCAGGCUUGUGUUGACUCUUUGUAAGAUGGAGAAAGAGUUUCUGCCAAUAUUGUUCACAAUCAUGGUGCAUUUACUAAUUCAUUUAGUAGAAGAGGUCAAACUCGGUGGACCUGUUCAUUAUAGGUGGAUGUAUCCCAUUGAGAGGCACUUGGCCUUUUUGAAAUCUCAUGUAAGUAAUAAAGCGCAACCAGAAGGAUCCAUAGCAGAAGGGUACCUUUUAUGGGAGACAAUUGCAUUUUGUUCGAGAUAUCUAGAAAGUGUUGAGACCAUAUUCAACAGACCGAAGAGGAACGAAGAUGGUGUUCCAGACAUCAAUAACUAUUUAUACUACUCAGGUGGUCGUGUAGUUGGGAUGAAAGAAAAUGUUCGUCUUGAUGACAAAAGUUUUAAGCAAGCACAUCGCUAUGUUUUGCUUCAUUCAGAUGAGAUAAAACCGGCCAAUAAUCUAGAUGAUAGCACGAAAGAAGGAAAAUUGAGAAAAUCCUUAGCAGGUGGUUUAAGAAAUCGCGGGAAAAGGAUGAAAAGCGUUAUUAUCAAUGGCUAUAAAUUUGACACCGUGGAUCGUGAGCGAUCUCGAAAGACUCAAAAUUCUGGAAUUAUGGUAGAAGCUGACGGCCAAGAGUAUUAUGGAAAACUAAAAGAAAUAUUAGAACUUGAUUAUUAUAGUUCUUUCAAGGUUCUAAUGUUCCGAUGUGAUUGGGUUGAUAUACGAAGGGGUUUCAAAACAUACCCGAGUGGCAGAGUUCGUGUUAAUUUCUUGAAGUUGAUGCACACUGGUCAAAAUUUGAAAGAUGAUCCAUUUAUUUUCACUUCUCAAGCGAAACAAGUUUUUUACAUCGAGGAUGAGAUACAAAAAGGAUGGUUUCAUCAAGAGAUGACUUAUCGCAAGAGGGUUAGACAUGCUGAAACAGAUGGUACACAUGGUCCAGCUACCACACAUACCUCAUCUUUGAGUGAAGAUGCAUCACUACCGACCAAAAAGCAUGCUACUCAACCACAAUCAUCUCAGGUUCCUACUAUUGUUGUCAAAUUUGGACCAUUUUCUCCACAAAGUACCUCAAAAGGUGCACAGCAAACUGAUAACAUAUUUGGAUCUAUAUGGAAAAAGCCCCCUACUGGAUCAACAUCAAGUUCACCUAUGGAAGAACCUAGAGAUGUAGUCUAA